GAUGGGAGAUAAAGGAACCAGAGUGUUUAAGAAAGCCAGUCCCAAUGGAAAGCUCACCGUCUAUCUGGGGAAGAGAGACUUUGUGGACCAUGUGGACCUGGUGGAGCCUGUUGACGGCGUCAUCCUGAUCGACCCGGAGUACCUGAAGGAGAGGAAAGUGUUUGUGACUCUGACCUGUGCGUUCCGUUAUGGCCGUGAGGACCUGGACGUCCUCGGGUUGACGUUCCGGAAAGACCUGUUUGUGGCGAACGUCCAGGCGUUUCCUCCGCCGCCCGAAGAGAAGAAGAGUCUGACUCGUCUUCAGGAGCGGCUGAUAAAGAAACUGGGAGAACACGCCCACCCGUUCACCUUCGAGAUUCCUCUGAACCUGCCGUGCUCCGUCACCCUGCAGCCGGGCCCCGAGGACACGGGGAAGGCCUGCGGAGUGGACUUCGAGGUGAAAGCUUUCUGUGCAGAAAAUGUUGAAGAAAAGAUCCACAAAAGGAACUCGGUGCGUCUCGUCAUCCGGAAGGUUCAGUACGCUCCAGAGAAACCUGGUCCCCAACCCACAGCAGAGACCACCAGACAGUUCCUGAUGUCAGACAAACCUCUGCAUCUGGAGGCCUCUCUGGACAAAGAGAUUUAUUACCACGGAGAGCCAAUCAGCGUCAACGUCCACGUGACCAACAACACCAACAAGACUGUGAAAAAGAUGAAGAUCUCAGUGCGACAGUAUGCAGACAUCUGCCUGUUCAACACGGCUCAGUACAAAUGUCCGGUGGCCACCGAGGAGUCCGAUGACGUCGUCGCUCCAAGUUCAACUUUCUGCAAAGUUUUCACUCUCACUCCGUUUCUGGCCAACAACCGAGAGAAACGAGGCCUCGCUCUGGACGGGAAGCUGAAGCACGAGGACACCAACCUGGCCUCCAGCACGCUGUUGAGAGAAGGAGCCAAUAAGGAGAUCCUCGGCAUCAUCGUAUCGUACAAAGUCAAAGUGAAGCUGGUGGUGUCUCGAGGCGGGCUCCUGGGAGAUCUGGCGGCGAGUGACGUCUCUGUUGAGCUGCCGUUCACAUUGAUGCACCCGAAGCCGUUAGAAGAAUCCCUGUACAGAGACGCUCCAGAUGAAGCUCCGAUCGACACAAACCUGAUCGAGUUUGACACAAACGACGAUGACAUCAUCUUCGAAGACUUCGCCCGCCAGCGGCUGAUUGGUGGAGCGAAGGACGACAAGGACGAAGAGGAGGAGCCGGUGGACUCGCCCAAACUGGACAACAGAUAA
Molecule: messenger RNA, 1258 nt
Organism: Anoplopoma fimbria (sablefish)
Lineage: Eukaryota; Metazoa; Chordata; Actinopteri; Perciformes; Anoplopomatidae
Gene: arrb1
Product: arrestin, beta 1
Exons: 16
Coding region: 2-1258 (418 amino acids)
Biological process (GO): signal transduction; G protein-coupled receptor internalization; visual perception
Molecular function (GO): G protein-coupled receptor binding
Source: RefSeq, a predicted model, not a curated record